Messenger RNA from Tigriopus californicus, 910 nucleotides. RefSeq lists its product as uncharacterized. The transcript has 2 exons. Lineage: Eukaryota; Metazoa; Arthropoda; Copepoda; Harpacticoida; Harpacticidae. The record is from RefSeq and is a predicted model, not a curated record. Gene Ontology annotation, molecular function: protein dimerization activity. The coding region runs from base 106 to 582 and encodes 158 amino acids.
GAGAAACUCAAUUGCGGUCUAUGUUGUUCUGUCAGUUGAAGCACGUGUGUCUUGCUAGACGGACUUGAGUAGGAAUAUCCAGAUUUCAAUCCAGAUUGAAUAGACAUGACUUGUGAGGAUCGAGUGGAAUCAAAAACACUUCGAGAUCGAAAGACUCGUAAGAGAUGUCAUACCAAAGCGUCCCGUGGAAAUCCUCCCUCCGAUCACAUGCAUCAAGAGCCUUUGGACCGAGAGUUACGGUUACUUCAGUCGCUGAUUCCAGACAUUUCCACGAAACAGGAAAUGAGCGAGUUACAGAUCAUCGAUGCCAGUGUCAGUUAUAUCGAGCAUCUUCAGAGCCAACUACAGAAGCAUGAUCCCACGAAUGUGUUUGGAAUGGUGUGUUUUCCUCAUCGCCUGGAGCCGCUAGAUCGGGAUAGUGACAUUGAAAACGAGGUAGAAAAUGGAGUGCUGUUGCCCGUUCCUGCCAAGCCUCUUGUGAGUGACAUUUUAAACCAAGAGAGAGGUGCAAAACGCAGAUUGGACGACCAACUGGAUAGUUUGUCAAAGCGAAGAACGCGGGAGCUUCAAAGGUUAAGAUAACCUGAUUCAAUAAAACCACGGGUUCUACGUAAUUGCCUACCCUUCCAAUCAAAACGCAUUGCUCCAAAUUCAUCCAGUGAUGCCAUGUUUGUAGACGACUGACUGCCUCUCCUUUAGCCUGAUUCUUACUACCGUUGCUGGUGUUACCACGAGGAACAACAGGAUCCCCAUCAUCAACAACAGCAACAACUACAACAACAACGAAAUCGACACAUUAUUGCAAAAACCUUAGUUUCCUCCAAAUAAAUUAAAUAUGAUAGAAAAUAUGUAUAAGCAAGUGUGUAAGUGUAUACAUAUAUAUCAUUCCUAUCAUUAGAAUGCCACUUAC